AAUCUUAAUGCGGUGACGUCACCACCGUCGAAAUCCAGCAGCAGCAGAAGCAGCAGCAGCAGAGAGGAGGAGCGGGGAGCUCUCGCGCUUCAUCACGGGGGCCCCGCGCCUCCCUGCCCCCCGCGGGCUCUGCCUAGGGGCCCUGGCAGCACCAUGCGUGCCCCGUGGGUGCUGUGGGCCCUGGCGGUGCUGGCUGAGGCCUUGCUCGGAGUCUGUGCGCGCCGCGUCCUCGAAGCUCCGAGUCGAGGACAGCGCCUUCACCCGGUGGAGGUGGUCACGUGCUCGGGGAACGUGAGCGGUGCGCACGUGGAGCGGACGCCACGUGGGGCGCAGCGCUGCUCCCCCGCGGAGCCGCACCCCCACGGCUCCCCCCCGGGUCGCCGCGACUCUAAGCCUGUGGGUGCCCGUGAGCGCGUGUUCUCGUGGAGGGAGCUCAGCCGAGGUGGGGACGCCUCCCGGCGGCAGAAGCGCGACUGGGUGAUCCCUCCCAUCAGCGUGCCUGAGAACGACAGGGGUCCCUUUCCCAAGCACCUCGUCACGGUGAAGUCCGACAAGGACGGCAGCAGCGAGCUCCGCUACAGCGUGACGGGCCCCGGCUCCGACCUCCCUCCCAUCGGCGUCUUCACCAUCAACGCCAUCACGGGCCGCCUGUACGUGACGCGCUCGCUGGACCGCGAGCACAUCGCCAGCUACCAGCUGCGAGGCCACGCCGUGGACCUGAACGGCAACCAGGUGGAGAACGCGGUGGAGCUGCUCAUCCAGGUGAUCGACCAGAACGACAACAAGCCCGACUUCUCGCAGGCCCUCUACAACGGCUCCGUGCCCGAGGGCUCCCCGCCCGGGACGCCGGUGAUGCGGGUGCGGGCGGACGACGCCGACGACGCGGAGCAGCCCAACGGGAUGGUGCGCUACAAGGUGGUGUCCCAGGAGCCCGAGCGGCCCUUCCCGCACAUGUUCACCAUCAACAACGCCACGGGGCUCAUCAGCACCAUCGCCUCCGGGCUGGACCGCGAGAAGGAGCCGGUGUACAGGCUGCGCAUCCAGGCUACGGACAUGGAGGGCACCUGGUUCGGCCUCACGAGCACGGCCCUGGCGGUCAUCCACGUGAUGGACGUCAACGACAACCCACCCGAGUUCCGGACCUCCACGUUCUACGGCUACGUGCGGGAGAACGUGCGCGACGUCACGGUGGCCAACAUGAGCGUGCUGGACCUGGACGGGCCCGGCACGGCCGCGUGGCGCGCCCGCUACGCCGUCCUCCGCGGGGACCCCGGCGGGCACUUUGCGGUGCACACCGACCCGCUCACCAACAACGCCAUCCUCACCGUGGUCAAGCCCGUGGAUUACGAGGUGGACCGCCGCUUCGUGCUGUUGGUGGAGGCGAAGAACGAGGAGGAGCUGCAGGGAUCCCCGUACGCGCCCUUCUCCACGGCCACCGUCUCCGUGGCCGUGAGCGACGACAACGAGGCGCCACGCUUCUGGCCCGAGCGGCGCACAGUGCGCGUGGCCGAGAACGUGACGCCCGGCACGGCCAUCGGAAACCUGUCGGCCCGCGACCCGGACUCGGACAUGAGGCAGACCGUGCGGUUCUCGAAGCUCAGUGACCCUGCGGGCUGGCUGUCCGUCGACGCGCUCGGAGGUCGUGUGGUGACCACGGCCCCUCUGGACCGCGAGUCUCCCUUCGUCUCCUCCGGCUCCUACGUGGCCUCCUUCAUCGCCACGGACGGCGCUGGCGGCACGGGCACGGGCUCACUGCUGUUGGAGCUCGUGGACAUGAACGACAACGCGCCGGCGCUGCUGUCGCGCGAGGCCGAGCUGUGCCUGCGUCCCCGCGCGCGCCGCUCCCUGAACCUGACGGCGACGGACGCGGACGGCGACCCCAACGGGCAGCCCUUCUCCUACGAGCUCGCGCCCUCGCCCCCUGACGUGCGCCGCAACUGGACCAUCAGGCGCAUCGACGGCCGCAGCGUGGAGCUGCAGCUGCGCGUGCCGCAGCUGCCCGUGGGCCGCUACGCGGUGCCCGUGCGCGUCACCGACUCGGGGAACCCGGCCAUGAGCAACGUCUCCGUGCUGCUCGUCAAGGUCUGCGUCUGCACCGACGACGGCGAGUGCGCGCUCGUGCAGCCGCUCGUGGCCGCUCUCGGCACCGGCGCCAUCAUCGCCAUCCUCACCUGCGUGUUGCUGCUGCUGGUCCUGGUGCUGCUGCUCGCCGCGUACUCGCGCCGCCGCGACAAGGACCACGCGGCCAAGGAGCUGCUCUUCGAGUCGGAGGAGGACGUGCGCGACAACAUCCUGCGCUACGACGAGGAGGGCGGCGGCGAGGAGGACCAGGACUACGACCUGAGCCAGCUGCAGCGCCCGGGAGACUCCCCCCUGCGUCGGCCGGAGUGCGCCGGCCGCGGCGGCGGCGGCGAUGCCGGCACGGCCCUCCGGCGCCUGGACGAGAGGCCCACGGCCAGCCCGGGCCCUCGCUACCCGAGCCGGGCAGCGGGGCCCCCGCAGCACCCCUCCGACAUGAUGGACUUCAUCGGGGAGAGCCUCCGCGCGGCCGACCAGGACCCUACGGCGCCCCCGUACGACUCGCUGCUCAUGUUCGACUACGAGGGCAGCGGCUCGACGGCGGGCUCCCUCAGCUCCCUCGAGUCCUCGUGCUGCUGCGGGGGCACCGAGGGCCCCUCCGGGGGGGACCCCGACCACGACUACGCCUACCUGCGCGAGUGGGGGCCCCGCUUCCGCCGCCUCGCCGACAUGUACGGCUCUCACGAGUAGCGGCGGGCGGGGACGACCCCUCGCCCCGUGCCAAGUCUCCAGUGCCAAGUCUCGUCCCCUCCAUCCCCUCGUGCCCUCCUCCUCCCUUCCUCUGCCCCCCACCCAUCCCUACCUACUCAGCCUUUUUCCGAACGGGCUUCAUUUCUCACCGAUGAUUUUCCGCGUCGCUAGCUCGAGUUGGGUAGGUGGCACGUGGCCCUGGCUAGCCACAGCCACCGCAAAAGUGGAGGUAUGCUGGAUGCGGCGGGUCAGUCGUGAAUACAUUUAAGUCCUGGGGGCUACAACACCGGAGUACCCCCCCCCACCCCACACUCUGCGGCGGGGCGAAGAGAGGCCACCCGCUCCACCAGAGCGUGCCAUGCUCUCGGGAAGAAGCCCCGCGGGCGUUGAGGCUUGGCGCUCGACGCCCACGCGGCUGGGCGCUGUCGGCCGUGGCCUCGUGAAUAUCCCGGAGCCCCCGCGAUCACGGGAAGAAGCCACCGAGUAGCACGAGGCCGCCGCCCGCGAUGGAAACCACUCAUGGACGAGGCCCCCCCCCCCCCCCCCCCCUCAACUGGCGGGGGGUCCCGUGGGCCAUGAGUCCAGCCGCGAGCUGGGGCAGCGUUGCGCACGCCGUGUGAUGGCGGAGCUGCCGCGUGGAGAUGGAGGUCUCAAAUCUCUACCCGCACGCCGCGGCCCUCGCCGAGUCUCCACACGGGAGCUCUCAUUUCACGCCCGUCACUGAGAGGUGGUGGUGGUGGUCGUGCUUGGCGUGUGUAACCAUUGUGCGGGUGGCGGUGGUGGCCCAGUGAGAUGUCGCCUCCCGUGUUUGCCCCAGGGGCUGGCUGCACGAAAUACCUUUGGCCAGGUUCGUUCACAAGUUGGCGCGGCAGUUGCAUCGUGCAAACAUUCCCAUGUUCUCCCGAUUGCAAGACGCACUUGAUCCCUACCCUCGAUUCUAAAGCAAACCUUGGGGGUGGGGGGGUCUGGCAGUUGCGUGAGCGUGACCAGAUAUGCAUAACUUUAUUGACACAGGGCACAAGUUAGGGGUGCGUCUUACUUUCAAGAGCAUCUUAUAAUCUGGAGAAUGUGAUAUUUGUCUUAAGUCUGAUGAUGAUAAUAAUACCAACGUGAUUUCUUUAACGCUCCAUCUUUGUGUUCGUGUCCUUUCUCUGUACGUGGCGGGUUUGUUCCUCCUCCUCCUCGCGAUGAAGGAUGAAGUAUCGUAACACGACUAACGCUUCAAUGAACGCCGCGACGUCCAAUGCUGUAAAUAUACGUUUGAAAGAAAAAAGUGUUCGCAUCUCAACGAAACGGCCAAAACGCAUCGAAUGGCCUUGCCGUUUGCCCCACCACCCCCCCCCCCCCCCCCACCAUUGGCGGCUGUGGGGAUGUCGGCGCAACUUCACCAAAAAAUCCGAUGACCCCUUCCCUCGUCAGGCAGGAUUCCCCUUUGCCGUGCGAGGUCUCGCUCAAGGGAGAGAGGCGCUGGCUUAGUCAACGGAGGGCAAGUGCAAAAAAAAACGUAAUUGUUGUACUGUACUACGCUCCAACCGUCUAUGCGCGCCACCUUCAACUGUUGUACGAUCUAAGACCCCACCACCACCCGCAUGGCGUAGGGGGAGGCUCACAUCCAGCAGUGGAUUGACCAAAGGGCUCGCCGUGUAGACGUACUGUGCGAGGGAAAGGACCGCGAGGGGUGUCCGUGAGACCGCCUGCCAGGGCUCUGGGGGGACGCAUCACGCUCGCUCGCCGCCAGUCGCGGUGCAAACACGUGGCGGUGGUGGCGGUGGUGGUGGCGCGGUCACCCUCUCGCUCGCCCACGUGGGGCGGUUGUUGUUGUUGCUCGGGUGGUACCGCGCAAUGCUCGGCACCAUUGUCUGACGUUUCUCUCCACGUGCCGGGAGGUUCUUCAGGAACCGCACGCGUUGAGCAAAACGUCAGACAGCCGUGCCGAGCAUCGCGCGGCACGACCCGGCAAACGCGGCGGAGAGCCGUACGGUAGCACAACCGCGAAAGCCAGGCGCGAUCCCCCUCUCACCCACGUUGACCAUGAACUUUGCAAAUCGCCCAAGUACAAGACACCGAAUGAUGUGUACAGCACCACAGGCCCACUGGCGUGGCAAACAUUGUACUGCCAGUGACAGAAUCAUGCCCUUUACUUACCCGGGAAAUUCUCCUUGAGUCUCAAAACUUUUUUUUAGGAGAGCCCUGCAGCAUUUGCAAGAUUAGUCAAUUCCAUUAUAAAACUUUGGCUUCGUAUCAGAGAAAACUGUAGUAAACUGAAAAAAAAACCCACCUCGCAUACGAUGGGUGGGGGGAGGGGCACCUGGCACUGCCAUCUCCUGGCCACACCUCGCAGCCCCACGCCUACAACGCCUGGCAAGCCCUGGUGCUCACCCCUCCAGGAACUAAGCAGGCCAGAGCGCGAUUAGCGUCUGAGAUCCGACGAGUUCUGGCGCAUGUAUCGGUGAUAGGGCCAUGUGGCACGUAACUGCGCCUUUCCGCAAACCUCAUUCAAUAAACCUGUGACCUUAGAACCGUUGCUGAGAUUUGCAGCCAAUUAGGCCAAUUAGAUUAAUUGAACCCGCUUGGCUGUAAGCCAGCACAGCACACUGUCGGGAGGUUAGGGGCCCAGAGGUCGGCUAUAUAAAACCACUUAACUAUAAUAUUCCCCUAGCGGCUUCUUUAAAUCCGUGUUAAUUAAGGAGGGCGGGGGGAUUCUCGCGUAAGGUGUUUUAUUCACGUGGCGGCAGACGGACCCUGGUCGGAACGGGGACUGCCCCUGACCACGCCACAGUCGGAUCCCGGGGAGAGGAAGAGGUGGCGAGGGGGGUUGGGUCUCCCAUGCCAAGCAAUGCCACGUGCCAGAUCGGCUUUACUGUUAAACUUCUCAAACCCCGGAGCAGGCACCCGUCUCCCUCCCCCCUCUCUCUCGCUCUGUCUCUCUGUGCCCUGUCCCCCGCUAGCUUUGGAGGAGAGACGCUUGCAGCGCAUUCUCGCCCCCCCCCAACUCCUCUCGAGUGUUGAUGUCACGGGGUCGGCGGCGGGUGGUGGUGGUGGGGGAGCGACGCACGGGGUCGCAUCAUCGCCCCCCCCCCCAGUGUGAUGCAUGCUUCAAGGAUGCUGCCGUGCGCGCGCGCGUGCCUGCGCCUACCUCCGCGGCCUCCUCUCGGUUCUGUGUGUGUGUGUGCGUCUCGUCCACUUUUUACAGCCCGGCUUUUUGUAAACCGUGCGCCCGUGUGCGUGGAUAAGGGGAACGCAGCUCCGGCUGCCGUGCGUUUUGUACUCGUGGCGCGUGAACGCAGCGCGCGGGGCGCCACGUGGCGCCACGUGGCGCCGCUGCCACCGCCGUUGCUGCGUCCGCGGGGAAGCGGAGUCGUCCACCAGAGUCCACCACGCCCGCGCCAUCAGUCGCGCAACCUUGGCUGCAUGCAACUGUGGCUCGUCUCUGCAACCAAUCGCGAGCAACUGUCACAGCCGCUUGCGUGCGUGCAGUAGAGACGGAGACUCUGCUUUCAAGCAACUCAAUACAUUGGUCAAUAACAGCUGGUGCCUUCAAAUACAAAUGUAUGACGGAAGGUCCAUUGCCAGAAACGUCGUCAAUUAGAUUAUUUUCCGUUGAAGGCCACAGUUUUAUUGAGGAACGUGUUGAGUUUGUUGCUGUUGUUGAUUGUGCUUGUGCACCGCUGCCAACGCAGCAGUAACAGCGUGUCGCUAAAUAAUUGGCCCACUUUCGAGUUUCGAGCGACCCUGCUUUGGCGAUUCGGUUGCCCAACCGGCGGGGCCGAGGUGUGGUGGAGCCGGCGGGAGAGGUUCUCGUCGUGUCGUCGUGUCGUGCUGUCGAGCGUUCCGCGUGGACGCCGCCGUUCUCGCCGUUUUGUCGCGUCCCCACUCGGGGGGGGGGGGGGGGGGCACGAACGCCCAGUGGUCGCGUGCCCCGUGUUUUAGCAGCGCCGAGUUAAAAUGUGCAACACAAAGCCACGGCGUGUCCUCGAAAUAACAGAAAGCCAAAGUGAUGUGUCAGCUCACAUGAUCAUUGGGGCGCUCACCUGCUAUUUUACAGCCCUGAGCCAGUGGUAAAAAUUAAUCGUUCCCGUGGCGGGUUUGAGUUUAUCCGUAGGACAACCACUGUUAUUGACUUUGGAGGGAUGGUUGAUUGAACGAAUCUAUUCCCCCUAACCGUGAUUUGACCUCACAACCUUAAGAUUAGUGAGCAGCUCGCUCCACCGCUAGGCCACCGAACCUGGGAAUAGCGUGGGCGGAUAUUCCUUGUCCCGCACAUAGCAGAGCUUUUUUAACACCCCUAAUACUUGAACACAACAUUGGAAGGAUAUUGAAAAUCGCACUCCCGAAGCUCAGUCAAGUUAUCGUGCAAAGCCACGAUGCUAACCGCGUCGCCAGCCGCGUCUCUACGCUGCUCAGGCAGUCUCAGUGUGGGUCUCUACUGAAACACUAUAUACUGCAUAGCAUUGGAUUGUACGUGACAGAACUGGCUUAUGAUUUUCCAUGGUUUCAGUGGCGUAGUAUUGAGCAUAAGGCCACAAUCACCUCCAUAGCCUGCACGGUAUGGGGUGGCCCUCAUUCAGCAGUGUAUUAAUAUAUACACCACAGCAUCAUAUCUAUUUAAAAACAAGUUUGGCAGGCUGGCUGGCGCGCGGGCGGACAAGUGCUCCGUGGUGACGUCAUACGCACAUCUGCGUGAUGACGUCACAUUCAUCCCACCGCGUUGAUCCGGGUUCGUGCGUGCCGACGUUUCGCCUCCCCACACCCACCCUCCACCCCGAAUUUGUAUCCCGCGAAAAUACGCGGGCGGUACUGUUUCGCAUUGCAAGCUGUGAAUCGGAUGCAUGUGGUCGUCAUGUACCCCAUCACUGAAUCAUCCUCGGUAUUUCGAGGACAUGCUGUACUACCUCCCGAUGUGUUUUUUUUCUUUGUACUCCGUGCAGCUGCGAAAUUUUUGCGCGUUCACAGGGGCUGGGACACGAGGCAAGAAGCGCCGUCGAUUGCCUCGUGCCGACGACUCCUCAUCUGUGAUCUGGCCUCCUGUGCUUUUCUCGCUGCGGAGUGACGGCGGCUUCUGUUUUUUACUCAAAUAAAUCUGUGUCUCACUUUUUGCA
Molecule: messenger RNA, 7868 nt
Organism: Petromyzon marinus (sea lamprey)
Lineage: Eukaryota; Metazoa; Chordata; Hyperoartia; Petromyzontiformes; Petromyzontidae
Product: cadherin-2-like
Biological process (GO): calcium-dependent cell-cell adhesion; multicellular organism development; cell morphogenesis
Cellular component (GO): plasma membrane; adherens junction; catenin complex
Molecular function (GO): calcium ion binding; cadherin binding; beta-catenin binding
Source: RefSeq, a predicted model, not a curated record